AUGGAAAUACUGAAAGGGGCUGAGCUCUGUUUUCCAAAACUCCUCAACACUUCUUGCAGGAAGCCGACACUUCACUGGUCCAAAGCUGUGCUCCUCAACAUUGUACUGUCAUGUGUCUCUCUGAUCACUGCUGCUCUAAACCUUCUGGUCAUCAUCUCAGUCUCCCACUUCAGGCAGCUACACACACCUACCAACAUCCUUCUCCUCUCUCUGGCUGUCUCAGACUUUCUUGUGGGUCUCUUGUUGAUGCCAUUUGAAAUCUUUAGGAACAUGGAUUGCUGGGUACUUGGUGAUCUCAUGUGUUCUGUUUCUUGGUAUCUGACUGGCAACAUUGCCUAUGCUUCAACAGGGAACAUAGUUCUCAUAUCAGUUGACCGUUAUGUAGCUAUUUGUCACCCUCUGCAUUAUUCCACCAGAAUUACUAUGGCAAGAGUAAAACUCAGCGUUUGUCUGUGUUGGUUUUUUGCAAUUUUCUACAGCAGUCUCUAUAUGAAGGAUGUACUGAUAAAACCAGGCAGGUAUAAUUCCUGCUACGGAGAGUGUGUGUUUGUCAUUAAUGAUAUUGCAGGGAUCAUUGACAUUGUUUUAUCUUUUUUUGUUCCUGUUACCAUCAUCAUAGUUUUGUAUAUGAGAAUAUUUGUGGUGGCUGUGUCUCAGGCUCGUGCCAUGCGCUCGCAUGUUACAGCUGUCACACUUCAGCGUUCACUGAAUCAAACAAGCAAAUCCGAGUUGAAAGCAGCCAGGACUCUUGGGGUUCUUGUAGUUGUGUUUCUCGUAUGCUACUGUCCAUUCUACUGCUUUGCUUUUGGUGUAGAAGACAUGGCCAAUAAUCCAUCUACAUUUUUUGUGGUCUUUAUCUUAUACUUUAAUUCUUGUCUAAACCCUUUGAUCUUUGCCCUGUUUUACCCCUGGUUUAGAAACGCUGUUAAACUUAUCAUCACGCUGCAGAUUUUCAAACAUGAAACAAGUGAAGCCAACAUACUGUUAUAA
Molecule: messenger RNA, 990 nt
Organism: Pelmatolapia mariae (spotted tilapia)
Lineage: Eukaryota; Metazoa; Chordata; Actinopteri; Cichliformes; Cichlidae
Product: trace amine-associated receptor 13c-like
Exons: 2
Coding region: 1-990 (329 amino acids)
Biological process (GO): G protein-coupled receptor signaling pathway
Cellular component (GO): membrane
Molecular function (GO): trace-amine receptor activity
Source: RefSeq, a predicted model, not a curated record